CACCAUCUCAUUUCUGCCGGCAUUUCUGGUGCCUGGCAUGCCCAAAUCCCCAUCAUGUUUCGCUCACGGAUAACUCAAUUCCUGUUCCGUGGCUCGGCCUCAGCUACGACUCCCACCUCCUCGCUCCUCGCCCAGCGCAUCCCGGUCCCAUCUCCGCAGAUAACCACGCGAUCGUAUCGCUUCUCCAACUCGCGAUCUUGGACAACACAGUCUCGGUCGGCCUUCCGUUCCUUUCGCUCCCGACCCUUCUCUACUUCCGGUCGCCAGUCGUUCAAUAAUGGAGGUCAAAACUACAAACGGUUCGACAACGCGCCGCCGCUGAUUCAGUUGCUGAGUCGCGCCCAGCCGCAUCACUACAUGAUCGUCGGGGUUGCCGGAGGUUUUUUCUAUCUCUACAACAUAGAGACAGUGGAGAUGAGCGGUCGCAAACGGUUCAAUUGCAUCUCCGCCAACCGCGAGCUCAAAGUGGGUUUGAAAGAAUACCAAGAACUCAUGUCGGAGCUGCAGGGCCGCAUCCUCCCCGAUAGCCACCCUCUGAGUAUUACCGUGUCCCGUGUUUUGGAACGCUUGAUCCCGGCCGCGCCGCUGGAAAAUGCCCAAUGGAAGGUUCACGUCAUCGACGACCCUCACCAGGCGAAUGCUUUCGUGCUUCCGGGCGGCAAAGUGUUUGUCUUCACGGGUAUGCUGCCUAUCUGCCAGGACGAAGACGGACUGGCGGCCGUUCUUGGGCACGAGAUUGCCCAUGUUGUCGCCCACCAUCCGGCCGAGCGCAUGAGCAACAACGGUAUCUCGAUUUUGCUGGCUUUCGUCACCUCGUUCAUGUUUGAUAUCUCCGGUCAGCUUACGUCGUUGCUCAUGAGUCUGGCGUAUGGCUUGCCGAAUUCUCGUUCCCAGGAGUCCGAAGCAGACGAAAUUGGUUUAAUGAUCAUGUCGAAGGCUUGUUUCAACCCCGAAGCCGCUGUUCGACUUUGGGAACGCAUGCAGCAAAGAGCCCAGAACGAACCUCCUCAGUUCCUGUCCACUCAUCCUUCGAACUCCGACCGUAUGGACAAUCUUCGCACGAGUAUGUACAAAGCCGAAUCCAUCUAUGAAGAUAGUGGAUGCCAUGUGCUGGGAAGCUUCAUCCCUGAAUUCGAGCAGGCUUCCAGUAACUAUAAGUGGUAGACCGGCACCGGUGAGCUUUCCCGAGGAAAGCCUGCUCCUGUAUUAUAGAAUCUAGACCCAAUGCAUGACACACUGCUCUUGCG
Molecule: messenger RNA, 1247 nt
Organism: Aspergillus steynii IBT 23096
Lineage: Eukaryota; Fungi; Ascomycota; Eurotiomycetes; Eurotiales; Aspergillaceae
Product: M48 family metallopeptidase
Exons: 9
Coding region: 55-1164 (369 amino acids)
Biological process (GO): mitochondrial protein processing; protein quality control for misfolded or incompletely synthesized proteins
Cellular component (GO): mitochondrial inner membrane
Molecular function (GO): metalloendopeptidase activity
Source: RefSeq, a predicted model, not a curated record